Molecule: messenger RNA, 4710 nt
Organism: Grammomys surdaster
Lineage: Eukaryota; Metazoa; Chordata; Mammalia; Rodentia; Muridae
Gene: Tjp2
Product: tight junction protein 2
Exons: 23
Coding region: 410-3790 (1126 amino acids)
Biological process (GO): protein localization to cell-cell junction; cell-cell adhesion; positive regulation of blood-brain barrier permeability
Cellular component (GO): bicellular tight junction; plasma membrane
Molecular function (GO): cell adhesion molecule binding
Source: RefSeq, a predicted model, not a curated record
AGCAGGUGAUGGCCACCGCCCAUCUACCCUCCCCCUAACCACACACACUCUAGAUAGGCACUCUUUCCCCCGUUCUUCUAACCCUCCAAACAGGAAAUAGGUUGAGUCACAACAAUACCCAGGAACGGCCGGUGGCCGAGGUCACUGGCUCCCGCCUGCUGGGGCAGCCCGCGGCACUCCGCCUCCGGACAGGCGCUGCCUGCGCUGUGCCGCCCGACGCCGGGGACCGUCGCCUCCUGCGCUCUGACUCUGCUGGCUGCCGCCACCCCCCUUCUCCAGGGCACGGAGUCCUGCCUUACUCUCUUCUCCCUGUGAGUGGGACUGGUACCCAGGCUACAGCUCCAGACCGAAGCACUCAGCAGCUCACAGACCGGUAUCCACCUACAGCCUGCUCUCCCAGGGCCCAGGCAUGGAGGAGGUGAUAUGGGAGCAGUACACCGUGACGCUGCAGAAGGAUUCUAAAAGAGGAUUUGGAAUUGCAGUGUCGGGAGGCAGAGACAACCCCCACUUUGAAAAUGGGGAGACGUCAAUCGUCAUUUCAGAUGUGCUCCCAGGUGGACCUGCUGAUGGCUUGCUUCAAGAAAACGACAGGGUGGUCAUGGUCAACGGCACUCCCAUGGAGGAUGUGCUCCAUUCAUUUGCCGUUCAGCAGCUUAGGAAAAGUGGGAAAGUUGCAGCCAUCGUGGUCAAGAGGCCCCGGAAGGUUCAGGUGGCCCCGCUGCAGGGCAGCCCCCCUCUCAGUCAUGAUGACCGAGGUUUUGAAGUGAUUGAUGAAUUUGAUGGCAGAAGUUUCCGCAGCGGCUACAGUGAGAGGAGCCGGCACAGCAGCCAUGAUAUGCUCAGUCACAGCUGGGACGACAGCAGGGAGAGGGGGCGAGCUCAUCAGCGCACACAGAGCCGGGAGCGGGAGCGCAGCCGUGGCCGGAGUCUCGAACGUGGCCUGGACCACGAAGACUAUGGGCGCAGCCGCGAGCGCAGCCGUGGCCGGAGCCUGGAGCGCGGUCUGGACCAUGACACUGUGUCCCGGGACCACAGCCGUGGCCGUAGCAUCGACAGGGACUACGACCGAGACUAUGAGCGCUCCUAUCAUCAAACCUAUGACCCUGACUACGAAGGUGGCUACAGCCCAUCAUAUGACCGUAGAGCCCAUCCAGAGACCCGCUAUGAACGGAGCCGCAGCCGAGAACACCUACGUUCCCGAAGCCCCAGCCCCGAGUCUAGGUCCCGGCAGGAACACAAGGGCCAACAUGAUCCCGACAGGCCCAUCGGGGUCCUUCUGACGAAAAGCAAAGCAAAUGAAGAGUAUGGGCUCCGGCUCGGGAGUCAGAUCUUCAUCAAGGAAAUGACCAGAACAGGAUUGGCAACCAAAGAUGGCAACCUUCAUGAGGGGGACAUAAUUCUCAAGAUCAAUGGAACUGUUACUGAGAACAUGUCUCUAACGGAUGCUCGGAAGCUAAUAGAAAAGUCUCGAGGAAAACUGCAGCUUGUGGUGUUGAGAGACAGCAAGCAGACCCUCAUCAACAUCCCAUCCCUAAACGACAGCGACUCUGAAGUGGAGGAUAUCUCAGAAAUAGAGUCCAACCGAUCUUUUUCUCCAGAGGAGAGACGCCAGCAGUAUUCUGAUCAGGAUUAUCAUUCCUCCUCCGAGAAGCUGAAGGAGAGGCCGAGCUCAAGAGAGGAGACCUCAGGCAGACUGUCCAGGAUGGGUGCCACACCCACACCGUUCAAGUCCACGGGGGACAUCUCGGGUGUUACAGAGGCCAACAAGGAGCCCAGGUACCAGGAGGAAUCCCCAGUUCCUCAACCCAGAACAGCUCCAAGAAGUUUUCUUCGUCCUAGUCCCGAAGAUGAAGCAAUAUAUGGCCCUAACACCAAAAUGGUGAGGUUCAAGAAGGGGGACAGCGUGGGCCUCCGGUUGGCUGGUGGAAAUGAUGUCGGGAUAUUUGUGGCUGGCAUUCAGGAGGGCACCUCCGCAGAGCAGGAGGGCCUACAGGAAGGAGACCAGAUUCUGAAGGUGAACACACAGGAUUUCAGAGGGCUAGUCCGGGAAGAUGCGGUCCUCUACCUGUUAGAAAUCCCCAAAGGUGAAACUGUGACCAUUUUGGCUCAGAGCCGAGCAGAUGUGUAUAGAGACAUCCUGGCUUGCGGCAGGGGAGAUUCGUUUUUCAUAAGAAGCCACUUUGAAUGUGAGAAGGAAACUCCACAGAGCCUGGCCUUCACCAGGGGAGAGGUCUUCCGAGUGGUAGACACACUGUAUGAUGGCAAGCUGGGCCACUGGCUGGCUGUGAGGAUCGGAAAUGAACUGGAGAAAGGCCUAAUCCCUAACAAAAGCAGAGCUGAGCAGAUGGCCAGUGUCCAGAAUGCCCAGCGAGAGAAUGCCGGGGACAGAGCAGACUUCUGGCGGAUGCGUGGCCAGAGAUCUGGGGUCAAGAAGAACAUCCGUAAGAGCCGGGAAGACCUGGCGGCUGCUGUAUCCGUUAGCACCAAGUUCCCUGCUUACGAGAAGGUUCUGCUUCGGGAAGCUGGCUUCAAGAGACCCGUGGUUCUCUUUGGCCCCAUAGCAGACAUAGCAAUGGAAAGGCUGGCAAAUGAGUUACCUGACCUGUUUCAAACCGCAAAAACAGAACCCAAAGAUGCAGGAUCUGAGAAAUCCAGUGGAGUGGUUCGCUUGAAUACUGUGAGGCAAAUUAUUGAGCAGGACAAGCAUGCCCUGCUUGACGUUACCCCCAAAGCCGUGGAUCUGCUCAAUUACACUCAGUGGUUCCCAAUUGUGAUUUUCUUCAACCCGGAUUCCAGACAAGGCAUUAAAACCAUAAGGCAGAGGUUGAGUCCAACAUCCAAUAAAAGUUCUCGAAAGUUGUUUGACCAAGCCAACAAGCUCAAAAAAACUUGUUCUCAUCUUUUUACAGCUACAAUCAACGUGAAUGCAGCCAACGACGGCUGGUUUGGCAGCUUGAAGGACAGCAUUCAGCAGCAGCAAAGUGAAGCAGUCUGGGUCUCUGAAGGAAAGAUGGAAGGGAUGGAUGAUGACGCUGAAGACCGCAUGUCCUACUUAACCGCCAUGGGCGCGGACUAUCUGAGUUGUGACAGCCGUCUCAUCAGUGACUUUGAAGAUACCGACGGCGAGGGAGGCAUCUACACUGACAAUGAGCUGGAUGAGCCAGCCGAGGAGCCGCUGGUGUCUUCCAUCACCCGCUCCUCUGAGCCGGUGCAGCACGAGGAGGCCAGAAACCUGAACAGAGAAGACUCCUACGACUACUCCAAGUCAAACCUCUCUGCCACGGCUGGCAGUGAAAUCCCGGGGGGUUCUACCAGAGGCGGUCCUCCCCCUGUUGCAGUGAAGCCUGCCUUUGGGCGAUCCAUCCUGAAACCUUCCACUCCAGUUCCUAUGCCUGAGAGUGAGGAGGUUGGGGAGAGCACCGAGGAGCAGGAAGAUGCUCCCAGAUCAGUCCUGGGCAGAGUGAAAAUAUUCGAGAAGAUGGACCACAAGGCAAAAUUACAGAGGAUGCAGGAGCUCCAGGAAGCACAGAAUGCAAGGAUCGAAAUAGCACAGAAGCACCCUGACAUCUAUGCGGUCCCAAUCAAAGCCCCCAAGCCAGAUACCGGCCUGCCGCCGCACAUGAGUUCUAGACCCCCAGAGCCUCAGAAAGCUCCUUCCAGACUUUACCAGGACACCAGAGGAAGCUACGGCAGUGACCCCGAGGAGGAGGAGUACCGCCAACAGUUGGCAGCACACUCGAAGCGUGGUUACUACAGCCAGCCCUCCCGGUACCGAGACACAGAACUAUAGAGGUCUAAGCGUGGACUCCUGCGAGGCCACCUGGAGGAGAUCUUCUCCAGUUAAAAUGCACUGCAGAGAUACGGUGGGGACCCAGGCACCAGACAGCACAAGUUAUCAACUGAAGGCUCUGUUUGUGGGACUGGAGUAAAGUUGAUUAUGACAUUUUGAAUGAAGAGAAACACUACAGUCUGAUAACUGUUACUUGCUUUGGUGUGGACCAAAAUCUGUAUUAAUCUCUCUGUAUUUUUAAUAUGUAUAUUGAGCAAUAACUAUUUUUCCUCCAUUCAUAGCUGCCUUCCAGCACUGCUUCAAUGUGAAGCAAAUGAACAAGGAGUGAAGAAAGUACUGUCUCAAACUAAAUUCAGAAGUAUUUUAUCACCACUCUCUAAGUGCCUUUGACAAGAUGUGUCUUACACUUGCUUCCUUGAAGCUUUCUGCAAAGCUAUAAUGGACUAAAACUUUAUUUUGACUAAAUUUUUAUACCACUUUAGCAGCUGUAACUGCCCCCUGUACCAUGCCACCUUUUCAGGGCAUUGUCUUUGUAGUAUUUUCCAUAAAUUCUGACUGUACAUAGGACAGCUACACUUGGGAGUGUGGCUAUCGGUUCUGCGUAGCUCGGAGGCCACGACUUUAGAGUGUCAUUGUUUGUCUAAAACCACGUGCUCCACAAAGGUAGAGACUUGAAGAAAGGGUAUUUUAUUUCCUUUAUAUCAGCAUAUGUACUGACAUCAGGUGGUUUUAUAAUUUAAUAAAAAGGAGUACCUCGUAGUCAAGAAUGAGCUCUGUGCUGAAUCUCCACAUACCUCUUCUGGGCAGUGUGGGGUGGCACCUAAGAUCCUCACGCAUUCAGAGUGCUGCUCCACCACUAAACUGUACCCUAGUCUUCCUGAUUUAUUUUAUUUUAAUUAAAAAAGACUUUUAAAAAACUG